GCCAUUAGUGUGAGAUGGCCAGUCAUUCGAUGCCCAAUGGGCGAGGUUACGGCGAAGCCAAAUCUCCAACGAUAGCGCUGGCUCGGCAGAGCAGCAUCCGUAAAUCAUCCGCUGGGGACUUGGGAUCCAGCACACUUCCAUCGUUGGGAACGGCCGGCCGCCUUGUUGAUUACGAUGCAUUGAUUCGUCACUUUGACUGUCCUGUGUGCCAUGACUGGGUCACUCCACCAAUUGUCCAGUGCCGCAAAGGUCAUAUCGUUUGCGGCCCGUGUAAAUCCAAAGGCCUGAAGGCAUGUCCGAUAUGUAAGCAGCGCUUCAGUGAUGUACCCAACUGGAUGAUGGAACAGGUGUCGCUUGUCAUCGCCUUCCCGUGCAAGUUCCAGGGCAACGGCUGCCGUGUUUACAGUGAGCUGAUCCACAAGACGGCCCACGAAGCCCUAUGCUCCUUUCGGCCCGUUUCCUGUCAAUACGCCGUUCGUGGAUGCACUCAGAUAUUGCUCUAUCACCUGAUGGAGAAGCAUGUCCUCGAGUGCCGUUUCAAACCUCCUAAUCUACAGAAUCAGUUGAGUUCGUCAUCACACGGCAGCUCCAACAACUGAUCUGAAUUUGUUAAACGGUAUGGCCUUCUGACAGUCAACCGACGCGAGGGCCAAAUUAGAACGUUACUCCACGUUUGCAUUAACACAACACACUCACUCACACACAUACACACAGACGAAUCACACUAUAAAAGAAAUCUUACGUCUACGUGUUACUCAACUACAUUUGUAUUUGCAUUAUAUUUCACUUCUUUGAAAAUAUACUGUACAUCCCCUUCA
Daphnia carinata is the source of this 818-nucleotide messenger RNA. RefSeq names its product E3 ubiquitin-protein ligase sina-like. Gene Ontology annotation, biological process: proteasome-mediated ubiquitin-dependent protein catabolic process; multicellular organism development. The coding region runs from base 15 to 599 and encodes 194 amino acids. Gene Ontology annotation, molecular function: ubiquitin conjugating enzyme binding; zinc ion binding; ubiquitin protein ligase activity. Gene Ontology annotation, cellular component: cytoplasm. Lineage: Eukaryota; Metazoa; Arthropoda; Branchiopoda; Diplostraca; Daphniidae. The record is from RefSeq and is a predicted model, not a curated record. The transcript has 2 exons.